This is a messenger RNA of Cornus florida, 1736 nucleotides long. RefSeq names its product caffeic acid 3-O-methyltransferase-like. Lineage: Eukaryota; Viridiplantae; Streptophyta; Magnoliopsida; Cornales; Cornaceae. The transcript has 4 exons. Gene Ontology annotation, molecular function: S-adenosylmethionine-dependent methyltransferase activity; O-methyltransferase activity; protein dimerization activity. The record is from RefSeq and is a predicted model, not a curated record. Bases 348 to 1463 code for a protein of 371 amino acids. Gene Ontology annotation, biological process: methylation.
AAAAUAAAAAAUAAAUUAAUAAAAGUGCAAAAAUAAGAAAAAGAAAAAGAAAAAGGGUGUACCAUGUUUUCAUUUUUAAAUUUUUCCCGAAAGGUAAAGUGUGCUACACAUGUCUUCCAAAUAAAAAAGUUGAACAUUAUUUGCAACCGGUAGCUUGGACUGCUAAUCACUUUUCCCGUCAAUAUCAAACCAAAUUCAACCACUCAACCUGGUCUCAUACAAAGUAAAGUAUACAACCUUCACAUAAUGCUGUUUAUGGAUGCCUAUAAAUAGUGUCCAUCUGUUUCCUUCCAUUUAUAUGAACUAGUAGUAAGACUAGUAAUUAGUGAGUGAAAAUCAAAGGCAAAAUGAGCUCUUAUUCAACAAAGAGGAACACAAUGAUCUCCAAUUCUUAUGAGCUUGAUGGUGAUGAAGAAGAGCAGCACUGCUCGUAUGCGAUGGAACUGGUGAACUCCUCGACGCUGCCUAUGGUGUUGAAUGCCACCAUAGAGCUGGGGGUGCUGGAGAUCAUAGCCAAAGCAGGGCCUGGGGCGCACCUCUCCCCGGUGGAGAUCGCGUCUCAGAUACCUACUACUAACCCGGAGGCACCCACCAUGCUGGAUCGGAUCCUCCGGCUGCUGGCAAGUUACUCCGUGCUCACUUGCUCCGUAGUUGACGGUGAUUGUGAUGGGCCUACCCGGAGGAUGUAUGGAUUGGCACCUGUUGCCAAAUACUUUGUCAGGAAUGAAGAUGGAGUAUCAUUAGGACCCUUGAUGGCUUUGCUUCAGGACAAGGUCUUCAUACACAGCUGGUACGAACUAAAAAGUGCAGUUGUUGAAGGAGGCAUUCCCUUUAACAAAGUCCACGGAACGCAUGCAUUUGACUACCCAGGCAAAGAUCCCAGGUUCAAUGAGGUGUUUAACAAGGCGAUGAAGAACCACACAACUAUAGUAAUCAAGAAAAUCCUAGAGUCCUACAAGGGUUUUGAGCACCUUACAAAGCUAGUUGAUGUUGGUGGUGGUCUCGGAGUUACCCUCAACAUGAUUACAUCCAAAUACCCUGCUAUUAAGGGUAUUAAUUUUGACUUGCCUCAUGUUAUACGACAUGCACCACCCUAUCCUGGCAUCGAACAUCUCGGGGGAGAUAUGUUUGAAAGUGUACCAGAAGGAGCUGCUAUUUUUAUGAAGUGGAUACUUCAUGAUUGGAGUGAUGAACACUGCUUGAAGUUGCUAAAGAACUGCUAUAAAGCUCUGCCAGACAAUGGGAAAGUAAUUGUUGUGGAGGGAAUUCUUCCGGUGCUACCUGAAACUAGUUCGGCUGUGAAAAGCAUUUGCCAAAUUGAUCUGGUCAUGCUGACUCAAAACCCAGGAGGUAAGGAGCGGACGCAACAGGAGUUUCUCGCGUUGGCAACUGGGGCUGGAUUUGCUGGCAUUAGAAUGGAAUGUUUCGCCUGUAACUUUUGGGCCAUGGAAUUCUACAAGUAGACAGUUCUUUGAGGCAGCUCGGUAUGUGGGAGCUUGAUAUACAUUGCUGGACCCAUUCAUCUGUUGCUUAAUCUAGUUAAUGGGGGGCAAUUAAGUGGUGUUAUAACAUGGUAUUAGGCCUUGGUUUGGGAGGUCUUAAAUUCAAGUCUCUACUUGUGUACUGGUUUUCUUUUUCAGUCUGUUUGUGCAAGAGUUGACACUUUGCCUUUUCAGUCCGUCUUCUUACCUUCUUGUAACCAGCGAUAUCAAAUAAAAAUGUCGCGUUUGCAAUUA